Arctia plantaginis is the source of this 2490-nucleotide messenger RNA. NCBI's taxonomy places the organism in Eukaryota, Metazoa, Arthropoda, Insecta, Lepidoptera, Erebidae. The record is from the annotation of a GenBank genome assembly.
AUGCCGAAAAUCUUCCUAAUCAAGAAGCGCCUAGCGGAGCAGCAACUUGGGUUACAGGUUGGGUUGGAAUUGCUCGCUAGCAAAUCCGACCCCCUCUGCCCCGGCUUUCUUCUUGAUGAUGGACCAAUUCCACUCCUCUCUAAAAAGGACAAAGAAUGCGUCGAUCGCGAUGUCUUUGGAGAGAGCAAGAAAGAAAGAGAUAAACAUUCUAAGGAACUCAGAUUUGUGUCGUCAAUUCUCGGAGGUGAUGUUCCUUACGGCAGCCAUAGAGGGCAUGUUCUCACACAAGCAGAACGCAAACAAUAUUUGCCUGUUGUGACCGAAGAAAAGAAAUCUGAAGACAAACCUUUAAUAAAAGAAGAAAAAGAUUCCCUGGACAGUGAACCGGUAGUAUUGCCUUCUAGAAAUAGCCCCUCUCCGGAAUCGGCACCAUCACCAGGUAUUGACAAUAGUGUUACCUGCCAAAAAGUAUCAGUUAUACAAAGAACACCUUCACAAUCACAAUUUUCAAGCAAUAAAAAAGAAUUAUCGGAUGUUAGCAUUCCAAAAACGCUACCUACCGCUGAGCCUGAGCAAGAGCAACCUAUAGAUUACGCUAUUGCAAAGAAACGUGGUGAGUCAGAAGAUGAAGAGACGGAGAAAAAAAUAAGGGAACAAAGAAGAACAAGCAGUUCUAAAAUUGCUAACGGUAUCUUACCACGGCCGUCUUUAGUACUGCGUAACUGUCCAGCAAGUAAAUUACCUGGUAUCAUGACUGCCGCAGCCGGUCAUGGUAGAUCAACUGGUAAUAAUAGUUCAAGUGGUAAUGCACAAAGCAGCGGAGGAUCAAGUAAUUUUAGUUCAGGCGGUGGCAGCACAGCACCCUCUUCUGGUGGCGGUGGAGCUAUCGGAGGAGGCUCUGGGAGUGGUGGUAACGGACGUGACGGACGUUCAAACUAUGGCCCUAACAGCCCUCCUACAGGAAGUCUUCCGCCUUUCUAUGAAACUUUAGGGCCCUCUACUAAAGGGGGACAAAAUUCUUUCAAUGCAAAUGGUACAUUUGCCAACGAGUUUAAUAUUAUCAAUGGUUUCAACAUGGAUUGCGAAAACAAUGAUAAUGCUACUAAUUUUCCGGAACAAAGUAAACAAUAUUCGUUAAUGCAAAAUGCUCAUUAUGGAUUAGCGUUAAAAGAUGAAGAAAUAGACAAUUAUGAAAAUAAAUCAUUAGAAAACAUAGGCACUAUGGGUAACUAUGGAAGUAAUUUUGACGAUUCUAUGGUUGUGGACAUGGCAGAAGAUGUUAUAGACAACUACCAUUUUAGUAAUACACUAACGUUUCCUGGGCCUAAUGAAGGUAUUUUAGGUAAUCUAUCGGAUUCCGCUGACGACUUCGCUAGUUUACUAAAUAAUCAUGUAGAAUCUAUUACAGAUUCUGAUAUAAGAGAAUCAUCUUCCAUCACGCCAGAUUCAGUACAUAAUUCUGUGGAUAUCGAAACAGCAUUAGGAGCGCAACUUAAUUUAAGUAGACAAUACUAUGAAAAGAACUAUUUAUUAAACACAGAAAACAAUGGUUCAUCGUACAGUUUUGGAAAAGAAAGACCAGAUUUAUUAAUGCAGUUAAAUCCAGCUCUAUUACCUCACGGAGAAGGACAAAUGCAACAAUUACAAAUCCACGUUCAGCUUCAACAAAGGCAGCAAAUACUAUCUCCAGGUUUUCCCUUUACAAGUCAUCCUGCACUUGAUCUCGACUCACCGACCGGGACGUCACUACCAUCGCCUGGCGGCAACAACUCUCUGGAUGGGAACAGCCACAUCGAGACAGCGUCACUCAGCCCUGCUGCAGCUGUAAGUCUCAAGAAAGGCUCUGCCGAUGGCAAAAUUCAAAUCUUGCAACAAAGGUUAGGUCUACCAGCAGAACUACCCUUAGAAUUUAUAAACGGUGGGCAUGGCGUGAAAAAUCCACUAGCGACAGAAGCCAAUGCACGGCAGAGAGAAGAAGAGAAAAACAAACAAAUUUUGGUUAGCGAAGAUGAUCCCACGAAGUUUGUUUGCCGAAUCUGCUCGAAAAAUUUCAGCUUACAAAGGCUUUUAAAUAGACACAUGAAAUGUCACUCAGAUGUGAAGAGAUACCUUUGCACGUUUUGUGGUAAAGGGUUUAAUGACACAUUUGAUUUGAAAAGGCAUACAAGAACGCACACUGGUGUCAGACCUUAUAAAUGCAAUCUGUGUGAGAAAUCUUUUACCCAAAGGUGUUCAUUGGAAUCCCACUGUCUCAAAGUACACGGAGUUCAACAUACUUACGCUUACAAAGAAAGGAGAACUAAGAUGUAUGUAUGUGAAGAAUGUGGACACACAACAUCUGAACCUGAGGAGCAUUACAUGCACUUAAAAAAGCAGCACCCUUACUCUCCUGCCCUUCUGAAGUUCUACGACAAACGCCACUUCAAAUUUACAAACGCAACGUUUGCCAACCAGCUCCUUGGACAGCUGCCUAUGCCAGUACAUAACUAA